AUGAAGUGCGACGCGCAACUUUCGCCCGCCUCCAUCCCCCCCACCUACUAUGCACCCUACAACUCAUCGCUAGCCGCUUCGGCCUCCACCUCGACCUCCUCGGUCUGGUCCGACACGGCCUCUCAAUCCUCCGACGACACUUCUGUUUCCGCCCACUCUUCCGACUCCGAUUCCUGUGAAUCUUACUGCUUCUCAAAGCAGGCGAGCUCUACCGACAAUGCCCUCAAGUUCCGCCGCCACGCUCAGAAGGCGCAGGUCGAGGCUGUCCCCGCAGAGCUGCGUCAAAACCCGCGACGAACCUCAACUGGCCCUCACGCCCGGGCUGCAUGCCCUCCCACCCUGGUCCGACAGUCCGAUCGCAAGGUCAACUUCGUUGAUAGCCUUGUUGAUUCGUCGACCCAGAUUGUGGAAGCCAUCUGGCCCCUCUCUUCGGUUGUUUGCCGAAGCGAGUUAGGAAGCAAGGCCGUCUUGCCGCUGCGUACCUUUAUCCAAGAGACGCUGCGUCGCUCGCGCACUAGCUACUCGACCCUCCAGGUCGCUCUGUAUUACUUGAUUCUCAUCAAGCCCCAUGUUCCCACGCAUAACUUUACUACUGAGCAGCCCGACGAUCGCCAUGCUGAUCGCGCUCUUCAGUGCGGCCGUCGCAUGUUCCUCGCGGCCCUGAUCCUGGCUUCCAAGUAUCUCCAGGACCGAAACUACUCUGCUCGCGCUUGGAGCAAGAUCUCUGGACUCAACACCCAGGAAAUCAACCAGAACGAGAUUGCCUUCUUGCUUGCUGUCAACUGGAAGCUUCAUAUUGCCGACGAGGUCUUCCAGCGAUGGACUGACAUCGUCCUAAAGUAUACGCCUCCUCCGAGCCCCCCUUCCCCCGGCGGUAUCUCCCAGACUGUGGCCCAACAGGUUGCGGACUGGAAACAAAUUAUCCUGGGCCUCAACACCGAGCUGACGAACCUCACGGACCUCAUCCCUGCUACCCAUCUUAGCUCCCGUGCCAGUGAUCUGUGUGCGCUGUCGCCUCGCAGCAUCCUCAACCUUCCCCAGGAAUCCCGAUCCGGACCUGGAUAUGACUCGGCCGAGCUCCCCACCACCGCUAUGGAAUCUGCUACCUCUGGUGUCUACACUCCUGGGCGGCUAGUUUCUGCCAUGAGCAUGCUGCCAACGCCCCGGCUCACUCCCCAAACCAGUGGGUUCUGCACUCCUGCCGUGAGUGCCGCCUCCCAAAUUCUGGUUAAGAACUCAGCCAUGGGCCUGGCUUUGGCUCAAGCCACCAACGCCAAUGCUUCGCACUACCUGGAUCGCCUUCCGGUGUCCAUCACCUCGUCGCCGCAGAGCUACUGCCCUGUCCGUCGAUCCUCUCUCGCCAACUCAGUCUCGACUGCGUCCUCUCCCGAAUCGAUGAUUUCGGACUCAUCGCGCUCCUCGCGCUCUUCCUCUAUCUCAUCUGCUUCGUCUCUCUCUAGCGCGACCCUCAGCCACAAGCUGGGCAUGCCGUCGCGAUUCCGAGGUGCGAAGCUGUGUAACGAGAGAUUGAGCCAGAAGCCGACGAUCCCUUCGGUUCCCGAGGAUUACGACGAGCACUGUUUUACGUCCUCUCCUGAGUCUUACACCGGCCCGGUCGGUAAGCUCGGGGACUUGUCUUUGGAGACUCCAUUGGCAAGGCGCGAGCAGGAACUUGACGACGUGUCUCGUGACCCUGCGUCGGAUGCUGCCCGAGCUCUUCAGGAGCUGCAGAACUACCGUGCAUCCGCCGAGGUUCCUGUAAAGACGGGUAUCAAGCGAAGCCGCACCGCUUCCAUGGACAACUCCCUCCAAGAGAAUGUUCGUGAGAUGCUCAGUGGCCGUUACUAUAGCUCAGAGCGCUCCACUUGGCCCGUUUCUUUGGUCCGCUCGCGAGGUGUUGCCUCUGAUCCGAAUCUCCAAGUCCCUGUCCGACCCAGUUUCCCUGGAACCGGAAAGCGUGUUUGCUGCUCUGCCGAGGCAGCUCAAGGCUACGAAGUUUCGUCUGUCCACCCUGCCAUUGGUAUUCGGGGACCAGGAAUGUGGGAAGGCAUCCUGAACUGA
Molecule: messenger RNA, 2061 nt
Organism: Ilyonectria robusta
Lineage: Eukaryota; Fungi; Ascomycota; Sordariomycetes; Hypocreales; Nectriaceae
Exons: 2
Coding region: 1-2061 (686 amino acids)
Biological process (GO): regulation of cyclin-dependent protein serine/threonine kinase activity
Cellular component (GO): cyclin-dependent protein kinase holoenzyme complex; nucleus
Molecular function (GO): cyclin-dependent protein serine/threonine kinase regulator activity; protein kinase binding
Source: RefSeq, a predicted model, not a curated record